Molecule: messenger RNA, 1417 nt
Organism: Tuber melanosporum (Perigord truffle)
Lineage: Eukaryota; Fungi; Ascomycota; Pezizomycetes; Pezizales; Tuberaceae
Exons: 2
Coding region: 50-1153 (367 amino acids)
Cellular component (GO): cytoplasm; nucleus
Molecular function (GO): heat shock protein binding
Source: RefSeq, a predicted model, not a curated record
ACCAACCAACCUCCACAAACAAAUAACAAACCACCCCUCACCCAGAAAAAUGUCGGAUAACGAGUCUUCCUCCAGUUCCGGAACGCCCCCGCCCAUCACCAAAAGCCCGUACGAGAUCCUGGAGGUUCCCACCACCUCAACCGCUGCUGAAAUCCGCUCUGCGUACCGCAAACUAGCGCUGACUGUGCACCCGGACAAAGUCCCCGAGGGCGAGCGCGACGCAGCGAAAACCGCCUUCCAGGAGCUCACGUUUUCGUAUGGAGUUCUAUCUGACGAGACGCGACGGAAGCGGUUUGACGAGACGGGGAGCACCAGCGAGACUGCCGAGGGCGGGUUCGACUGGAAGGCUUUCUACAAAGCGCAAAUGGCGGACUUGAUUACGACGGAGAGUCUUAGGAAGUUUAAGGAGGAGUACCAGGGUUCCGAGGAAGAGAGACAGGCAGUUAUAACUGCAUACCAGGCGUGCGAAGGUUCUAUGGACAAGAUCAUUGAGUCAGUGAUGUGUUCGGACGUCCUGGAGGACGAAGAACGCUUCAGGCAGAUCAUCAAUGAGGCACUCGAUGCAGGGCAGGUGAAGUCGUUCAGGAGCUUCACGCACGAGAACAAGGCCUCCAAGAAACGUCGAAGAGAUAAAGCUGAAGCCGAGAGGCGUGAGGCAGAGGCGUACGCGAAAGAACUUGGCAUCCACGAUGAGCUCUUUAAUAACAAAAAGGCUAAAGCCGAGGAAGUUGAGGAUGAGCAUCGCGAAGAAGGGGCCGACAAGGGAUCUAAGAAAUCGAAAGGGAAAAAGACCAGGAAGGUGGACCCAGCAGAAGAUAUCAGCGGGCUCAGGAACCUCAUCCAGAAGAGAUCGAAUAAUCGCAUGGAAGAAAUGAUGUCAAGUCUUGAGGCUAAGUACCUGCCCAAGUCAAAGAGUAAGAAGAAAGCAGCAACAAACUCGAAGCGCAAGAAGGCUACGGAUUUGGACAAUGAAGAUGAAGAGGCAGAAUUGGCCCCACCAGAGCCUACCGAAGAACAAUUCCUUGCUGCGCGUGCCCGCAUGGAGGGUAGCAAGAAGCCCAAAACUACAAAGGAGGCGAGGGGAAAAGCCAAGACCGUCAAGGAAGAUAGUGCUGAUACUGAGCUGAGGAGGUCAAAGAGGGUUAAGAGGUAGUCUUUUUUUUUUUUUUUGUAUUUUUAACCUGCUGAUGGUAUGAUAAAUCUGUUCUGUACACGGAUGGCUUGGUAUUUGUUUGCGUAUAGAUAGGCUGGCUGACUUGACGUGCUAUUGCUACUAUUAUAUCCCCGUUACAGGUACCAUUGAAAAUUCCAAAUACUUUUUAUCUCAUUGGAAGUUGACAUUUGGAUUUGCUGCGGUUUUUGAAGGGUAGAUGUGUUAUGAUAUAAUUUUAUUACAAAAAUAUUGCUACUAUGAUAA